GGGCGGCGACCGCCGGCGGCGGGGCCCGAGGAUGAGGUGGCGGCUGUUGUGGCUCCUGUGCGCCGCCGGCUGGUGGGGCGCCAGGGGCAAGACGCUGCGGGGCGGCUUCGCCAGCGCCGCCGCCCGGCUGGAGCCGUGGCGGCCCGUGGCGCGGUUCCAGUUCUACGGUGACCAUGCUGUUCUGUGUGUCAGAGUCAAGAAUGUAGCAGUAGCUGUGACAAAAGCAGCUAGACUUCACCUGUUUCAGGCACAGGAAUGGCAGAAGCUGCAGAGCAGUGUCCAAGAUCACAGCUGUACAGAGAAGUUCUCUAAAGCUCAGCUGACAAUGAAUGUGAACCACACAGAGCAAAAUCUGACAGUGUCCCAGAUUCCUUAUCCGGAAACAUGGUAUGUGUUUUAUGUAGACAAGUUUACCUGCGAGGAGAAUUAUUCUGAAUCCGAGGAUAUUCAGUUUGAAAUGGUCUUACUAAACCCAGAUGCAGAAGGGAAUCCAUUAGAUCACUUUAGCGCAGGGGAAUCUGGAUUACAUGAAUUCUUUUUCCUGCUUGUCCUAGCAUACUUCAUAACUGCUUGCAUAUAUGCCCAGUCCCUAUGGCAAACAAUUAAGAAGCGCGGACCUAUGCAUACUGUACUAAAGGUGUUGACAGUUGCAUUAUUGUUGCAGGCUGGUUCAGCUUUUGCCAACUACCUGCAUUUCUCAAGUUACUCUAAAGAUGGAAUAGGAGCACCUUUUAUGGGAAGUGUGGCAGAAUUGUGUGAUAUCGUCUCACAGAUACAAAUGCUGUAUUUAUUGUUGAGCCUGUGUAUGGGUUGGACAAUAGGCAGAAUGAAGAAAUCUCAUGGCAGACCGCUUCAGUGGGAUUCCACACCAACAUCUACUGGCAUUGCUGUAGUAGUUGUUGUUACACAGAGCUUUUUAUUAAUUUGGGAGCAGUUUGAAGAUACAAAUCAUCACAGCUACCAUUCACACCAUGGCUUAGCAAGCGGACUGCUCAUUGGCCUCAGAGUUUGCCUGGCUUUGUCGCUGGCUACUGGUCUUUACCAGAUCAUCACAGUGGAGAGAAGCACACUGAAACGGGAGUUCUAUAUCACCUUUGCCAAAGCCUGCAUUCUCUGGUUUUUGUGCCACCCAUGUCUUGCAACCAUUGCUGUAAUAUUCAGAGAAUAUCAAAGAGAAAAGAAUGAAAAAAAAUUCUGUCACAAACAGAGGGUCUUGCAUACAUCUGAGGAACUCACAAUGUACCCUAUGCCAGCUAUGCAUUAGGUGACAGCAGCAGAGAAGAGCACUCCUUCAGUGAUGCCUGCAGCCCCGGUGUGUACGUGGUGCACGUUUGUGCCUGCUGAAAGCUGCUGCAUACCCCGGGAAUUCUCUGGGAGAAUUCUCUGGGAGAGCUGUCGCAGCUGCAGGCUCCCUGCCGCCUCGGCACUGCGAGGGGCUGAAGCACGUUCCCCCUGAAGGCAGCGCUGCCGCUGCUGCCCCUGGUGAACAGCACCGCAUAGUCGAAGUCAAGUGAUGACAUCUCACUUGCGAGUUUCUGUGUAUUAUGCAGUUCUGGUUUAAAUCCAGUUGCAGUUACAGCCUAUACUAAUUCUGUCGCCUGCCUUCAUUUUGGUGCUUGGAAAAGGUAAGUGUGUAUUGACAAGUUGUAGCAAACUGAAGCUGGUUCUGCUCUGAAGAAAUCCACAUCUAACGUGCAAGACAGCAUCUCCUUGCCAACUGUCACCUUUUCCACUGGCACAGAUGCCAGUUUGCAUCAAUCAUAAUUUACUGGUUUUGGGGGGAGGAUCCUGGUUCAGGAGAAAUGAAGGUGAGAUCACCAGCUCGGUCUAUGAGACCCCCGCAAGCUGCGAGGAGGGAUCAUCUUGCAUUGCUCCCAACCAGCGAUGCGGGGGCUGGAGCAGUUCUAGGGCUCAUCACGAGUCUCCAAAACUAUUUGCUCCCCUUCUGUGUAGAAUGUGUUUAUUGUACAUGCAUUUAAAGUGCUUCAGGUAGGAAAAUGAAUAUUUACAAUUAAAUAUAUGUAAAUGGAAGUGGAAAGGCUUGAUUGGAAAAAUAUCAAGUUUUUAAUACAUAUUACUGUGCUAAGGCCUCCCACACAAGAUGAACAUUUAUAGUCGGAUCUAAUGAAUAUUCCUUUCUAUUUCCUGUGCCAAUGGAGAGCCAUGGAGUAUCAAAAUCUUUUUGUUUGCAUCUUGGUCCUCUACAAAACUGGAAGAAUAUUUUAUUUGAUUUGGCUCUGGUUUAUUCUGUGCAAUGUUAUGCCUCUAGUUGGUACAAUAAAUGUUUAUUGGGCUGGCCAAAGCUGAUGUUACACUGUACCUUUUAACUCCUUGUGUGUGACUAUGCAGUGCACAAAGAGCAGGUGCUCCUUGCAAUUGUCAAACAUGAAAAAGAGACAGUAUUAAGCUGUUUUUCAAAGGAUCGUUCUUCUCUAACCGCACUGAUACAACUAGACUGUGAUUUUCCAGUGAACAGUAGGUUCCGAUUCCAGUUUUUCAUAAACCAUUAUUUUCUGCAAAUCUUUUCCCCAUCUUGUGAAUCCCCUCACUCCCACUAUGCUGUGUCUCUGCCUUCUCUCCCCCUCCCUCAUACAUGAGAUUGAGUGUAAUGGGUGUCAUUUCUCUAUCUCUCCAUCUGUUCCCACGAUCAACACUCACAGUCCAGCCCCUACUUUGCAUCUAGUAUGCGUAUUCUCUUUAUCCUUGGUCUGUUUUGAUUUCACACUUUUCCUGUCUCUCCUUUGCCCUCUUUACCAUGUCUUUAGUCUCCAUAGCCAUGAGAGACCUGAGGGUGUGGUUUGACAGCGCAGCUAAUUUGGGCUGUUAGCUGCCCAAAAAAAUGUCCCUGUUCCCCUGGGCACCCACUGCCCUCGCUUCCCUUGGACUGGCUGUCACCUAGCAGUUUAAGUGAAGUGGAGUUGCGGAGUUAAACUGGUAGAAAACUCGGCCUUUAGUAGCAGCAGCAGAAGAAAAAACAAAUUAGUUCUCAGUGGAUUUAGCUUACCGAACCAGGUCACCAGGAUGCGAUGAGUACCGAUGGCACUGCUGGGGAUGGGGUAGAAAAGACACAUUGAAGAGAGGCAAGAUCCCCUUUAGAAGGGCAGCUGCAAGGUCAGUCAGUCUUCUGCAAGCUGUCAGCCUUGUCACUCCUCCAUCUCUCGCUUCUGUAUGUCUUCUGCUGCAUUUUGCAUGCUAAGGAUUGGCAUGUCUUUUCCCUUAACAGCUCUUUUCCAAUAGCAGCAUCAGGGUUUAUUUUCCAGUAAAUGGGAAAGUGGCUGCUGUAAAGUAUUUUAAAAUGAACAGGGCCAGUUGCACCUUUGCAGCCUUACAAAAGGGACUGGGAAGCAUCACGAGCAGCCCCCAGCUGGAGGAAGGAGUUUUGAGGGGAGAAAAGACAAGUGCCAUGAAAACAGCCGUGACUUGAGCAGGUGCCAGGUUUUUCAACAGACGGCAGCACUGUGGUAGGAGGCAACCGAGGAGGUCACACGGCUCUUCACAAAGGCUGCCUGCGGGUAGGGAGAGACUUAACCUGAACAACUGCACCCAACGAGCAAAGGUUUCCAGCAGCCAGUACUCUGGAAGGCUACUUACACCUAUCGGAUUGUUAAUCUGCUUGGAAGUGCGACUUUGUGAGGCUGUGGUAGGAUGGUGAGGAUCUGUCUCGCCUUGUGGUCAAGUGCUGAUGAGUUUGCCCAGGCUGGCGAGUGAGUUUGGCUUUUAAAGGUGCUGCAACAACAACCCCUAAAAAAAUUGAUUCAUGGAGACUGCAAAUGAGCAAUCCCAGGAAUCUCUCCUCUCUUGAUAGAGUAAUUAGAGCUGAAAGAGCAUAAGUAUGCCUUGUUAGAGUGGCUACUUUUUUUGUCGAGUUUCUGACCCUUCGAGCCUCUCUUAAAACAACAGCAUUAUUUUCAAAUCAGAUUUUAUAAAACGAACAUUGGAGUUGUUAAGAAGGGAUCAAAAUUUACAUAAGACUUCUAUUUAACCUAUUACCUAUGAAAAUUUACUUCAGGCUGAAACUUGUUUUCCAAAGUUUACAGCAUACAAAACAAAUGGUUUUUAAAAUUUCCUUACUUAUGAGUACCUUAAAUUGUGUUUUCUAAAAGGGAAAAAAAAAAAUCUUGGAACCUUACCAGUUUAAUUUGCAUUUUGGCUCUGAUGUAACUCAAAAUAGAUUAGAUUAAAAAAGGAAAUUUGGCAAGUGAUUACUCAAUUACAUGAUUUUACUGCUUUGGUAUUUUGAAAAUAAAAAUGAACAGAUCUGUUUUACUUUGAAAAGUGCCUGGUGCACGUGUGCUGUAACCACUUUUCAGAAACCAUAUGGAAGGUUCCCUACACUGCAUAUGGCAAUGCUACCCAGAGAGCUCAGAUACGUAGUCCUGCGAGAGACUACACAGAAUCCAGUCAGGUCAGGGACUUUAAUGUAUACAUUCAGAUAAUAAUGUAUCAAAACAAUGCAGGGCGAUGAGUUUGGUGUGUAGAACAUGGGAAGUUCACAGUGACAGGGCUGCAUUGCUCCUUUUUCAUAGAAAGGAACUACAAUUGCUUGGAGCUAGUGCUGGGCCAGGAAGUUAGGAGGAGUUUGGGGAAGGGAUGUAAUUGAUAUGAGAUCUAUAUUGCGUGAGAUAGGAAGGGAAGCAGUAUCAACAGAUACUUUAAAAAUAUUUCAUCAUUUAGAGCUAUGGAUAUUUGACCUUCUCUGUGCCUUCCUCAUUACCUUUGAUUCCCGUGUAGUCAUGUCUCUGACACUUCCCUGGUAGCUGCUCAUCUCUAGCCUUUAUGCCAAGGGGAGGAAGCCUUUGUUGACUCCUGGAAGACCAAGCAAGUGGUGACAAACUCCCUGGAGUAGCUUAGCAUUGAUCUUUCCCGUGGUCAGGGAUGGAGUAGUACUAUGCCUUAAACUGAGAAUCAUUGGGGUCAUCUGUUAUUUCCAUCAUGCUCUUUCCAUAAGCAAAGUAGGAGGAGGAGAGGGGGCAUCUGUCCUUCCGUCAUUGAUGCGUCCCCUUAGAGUGCCUGGGGCUGUAUUUGUGCCUUUCAGGUCUCUGAUAAAUGCAACAGUUUUGCAAGUGUACAUUCGGUGCUGUGAUCUGGUCAAUCAUCUGUCCUUCUCUAUAGAGCUGCUUUGCUUCUUGAAAGUCCUUCCACAUGUGUGUGUGCAGCUGUCCCUUCAGUGCAAAGUGCCACGAUCUGCACCUGUUUCUCCGGUGUAAAACCAGCUUGAUUGGUGGUGAUUUUGACCAAAACAACAGCAAGUUCAAAGGACAGAAACUUUACUUAGUGCCGUCCCUGCCCUGACAAGCUGUAGCUCUUCCAGUUGGUUUUAGUGGGGAUUAAGACUCUCGGAAAACUAAUUUUGGUGUAGUAAUGAUGGUGUAGACCCCAAGUCCUGACACAUGAAGAGCAGAAUAUGCCAGGGAGUUGUUAGAAAUUAAUAAAUGCCUUUUGAAAUAGUGGCAUGGAAUGGAGGUGAUUGACUACAGGAUUUCACUUGACUGUUGAGCCUGCGGAGCUUCAGCAAACCCACCCUGUCUGAGGAGGGCUCACUGCUUAGAUGUUCCUCACACAAUGCCUGUUGCAGAGGGCCAAGCGUUCUGCUGUUACAGCAGCGAGACCCUACUUCUAUCCACCUCAGACUGAAGAGUUAUGUGGCACAUGAGACUUGGUUACCCUCUAUACAUCUUGGUUUCAUCUUUCUGCCUCUACUUAGAAGUAACCGGGUUUGCCUGCUACGUACCCAAUAUUUGGCAGCCCUGUUUCUGACAAGCCUGUGAGAUAAAGCUUUGCUGUCCAAAAUAAAGCUCUUCUCAACAGCUUCUUAAUUUCCCUCAUAUCUUCACUUCUUGCCUGUGUAAAUGCAAAGUGAUGGCCUUCCAUCUCCACUGUCAUGCUGAUGUCACUGAUGACAUCAGUGUAUGAGGAUCGUUGCUGUAUCUCCUCAAGAGGAAAUCAAUAGGUUUGAUUUUCCCCUCCUUCCUACCUUUGUGGGGACACGGGAUGAGCUCAGACCCCGGCCUCCAUCCCUCUGAGGCAGCAACUUGCGUUGGCACCCUGUCAGUGGCCUGAGCCACCCCAGGACUGAUGGAUGGACAAAGCACAAAGCCCUUUCGCAACAGCAGGAGAGGAGCUGAGAGCUGCCAUCAGCCCGACGUAUUUCUGCAAGGGGGCAACUGCCGUGCGCUUACCAGAAGAGUUGACCACCUUCAAAGGAAGAAAAAAAAAAAGAGAGAAAACGAGACAGUGUUUUCUACCACUGAGUUUGUGAUGUGCAGACUGAGUUUCAAUUUCUUAUCUCUGAGGUCUGUUACCAGAGACCAAACCGUGCAGUGGCGUGUGCGUACAGGUGGCGCGUUGUCAGUGACUUCGCCGUGUCACGCGACAGCACGUGUCCUUGUCGGGGGAAGCAGCAGAUCCCGGGCUUCUGCUCUGGAGAUGAAAACGGGCCGAUAGGACCGUGGUGGGGAGAAAUCACUUCCUGGGCACCGGUCCCGGCAG
This is a messenger RNA of Falco peregrinus (peregrine falcon), 6489 nucleotides long. RefSeq names its product G protein-coupled receptor 180 (gene GPR180). Gene Ontology annotation, biological process: G protein-coupled receptor signaling pathway; response to pheromone. Bases 32 to 1264 code for a protein of 410 amino acids. Lineage: Eukaryota; Metazoa; Chordata; Aves; Falconiformes; Falconidae. The record is from RefSeq and is a predicted model, not a curated record. The transcript is spliced from 9 exons.